Plasmodium gallinaceum is the source of this 834-nucleotide messenger RNA. RefSeq names its product palmitoyltransferase, putative (gene DHHC10). Gene Ontology annotation, biological process: protein targeting to membrane; peptidyl-L-cysteine S-palmitoylation. The record is from RefSeq and is a predicted model, not a curated record. Gene Ontology annotation, molecular function: protein-cysteine S-palmitoyltransferase activity. Bases 1 to 834 code for a protein of 277 amino acids. Gene Ontology annotation, cellular component: endoplasmic reticulum; Golgi apparatus. Lineage: Eukaryota; Apicomplexa; Aconoidasida; Haemosporida; Plasmodiidae. The transcript has 11 exons.
AUGAAGGAAAUUAAUAAAUCUGAAAGAGAUAUAAGGCAAUUAUUGCCAGUUAUGUUGAUAGGUUUUGUUACCAUAGUUAUGUAUACAAUAUUUGUUACAUUUUAUUGUAUGGUUUUAUUGCAAAUUAACGUCGAAAAACAAUAUGUUGACAACAAUCUAUUAAAAGAAGGAUAUACUAAAUUAAUAACUUUUCAUAUUUUACUAUUUUUACUAAUUUGGUCAUUCUAUAAAACAUGUAGAGUAGACCCUGGCACAAUUCCUGAUACACAUGAAUGGCUAGUUGAACCAGAUGUUAAUAGGAUAAAUGAGAGAGAACAAACAGGUGAACUUCGUUUUUGUAUACAUGAGCAGAAAUAUAAACCUGACAGAGCUCAUUAUUGCAGAGCAAUAAAAAAAAAUGUGUUAAAAAUGGAUCACUAUUGUCCAUGGGUUGCAAAUUGUGUUGGUUUUUACAAUUAUAAAUUUUUUUUAUUAAGUUUGUUUUAUGCUAACUUAUGUUGCUUUUAUGUUGAGAUAAAUUGCCACUCAUCAUUUCCCGAUUUUAAUUCAAAUCCAAAUGUUCUAUUUAAUGAAGUUUUUUAUUUGUUCUUAGAGAUUGUAUUAACUAGCGUUAUUUUAUUAAUAAUAUUUCCUUUUUUUUUAUUUCAUUUAUACCUCACCUCAAAGAAUUAUACAACCCUUGAAUUUUGUGUUAUUGGUCAGAAAAAUAAAAAAAAUAUUUAUGAUUUGGAAAUUGAAGAAAAUUUUAAACAAGUUUUAGGAGACAACAUUUUAUUUUGGUUUUUACCUGUUGGAAAACCAAAAGGAGAUGGGCUGUUCUUUAAAACUACUUAA